Molecule: messenger RNA, 825 nt
Organism: Dermacentor silvarum
Lineage: Eukaryota; Metazoa; Arthropoda; Arachnida; Ixodida; Ixodidae
Exons: 3
Coding region: 79-825 (248 amino acids)
Biological process (GO): positive regulation of DNA-templated transcription
Cellular component (GO): nuclear body
Source: RefSeq, a predicted model, not a curated record
UGUUUAGAAACGCUUGUUCAUUCCCGUCUGCAUGUUGUUUUUCUGCGAAGUGGUGCCGCGUUAACCCUUGUACCAACCAUGGAAGGCAACCGGGCAGCUUCGUCAGCAGAAAAUGAGAAGCACAAAACCCACUGGAGCGACGACGAGACGCGCGCGCUUUUGAAAGUCUGGGAGGACCACCUCAGUGACUUGCGCAAGACGAAGCGCAACCUGAAAGUCUACGUCGCCAUAGCCGAGUGCCUGCGUGCGCAAGGGGUGGAGAAGAGUGUGAAAGACAUUAAAAGCAAGAUGGAAAAUUUGGGAAACCGGUACCGGAACCUCAGCCGAAAGACGACCGGACAAGGAGCCAUUACGUGGAGAUUUUACAAGGACAUUUCUAGGUUCCCUGGCAGCCUGCCAAUGAACGACAGCAGCCUCACUGAAGAAACGUGUGGCGAAGACGCCACUGUUGAAAUAAUUAUUCAUAGUAUGGAGCACGGGCCGUUGGGCGAAGAAGACUCCCAGCCACCUCCAGCACCACCAGAUGAAUGUUCACAUAAUACAACUUCAUUAUACUCGCCCUCAUCACCAUACAGCACAGACGACUGUUGGGCCCAACCACAGGCAGAAGUAAACAGCCAGCAAAACAAUCAAACGAGCAGGCGCACCACACAAAAGACUCUCCUAGCGCAACUAGUCACUACGAACCGGCAGUUGUGUGCUGACCUAAACGAAAGCAGGAAGCAAGAGUUGGAGCUACGGCGAAUGGAACUUGACAUUGUGCGCGAAUCAACAGCUACAGAAAAACUGUUGACUGACGAGCUCGUGAAGUAUUUGGCAAAAUAA